AUGGCCGGCGGCGGCUCCAUAGGCACCAACGGGCAUGCGGACUCAAUUACUUCGCAUGAUGACGAUUCCAAGAAGCAAGAUAAGAAGAAGAGCAAGAGGCCAGCCAACACGGCCUUCAGGCAACAACGGUUGAAGGCAUGGCAGCCAAUUUUGACUCCAAAAACGGUUCUGCCGUUAUUCUUUGCCAUCGGCGUCAUUUUUGCCCCAAUAGGAGGUGGGCUUCUGUACGCCAGCACUACCGUGAAAAUGAUAUCACUGGACUACACCAACUGUGCGACUCAGGGGGGUGAUAACAAGUUCGAAAAUAUGCCUUCAAGCCUGGUAAAGACGCAAUUUUCGUCGGGAAAUCAAGUCAACCCUCCUCAGUGGAGCAGAUCAACGAAGAAGAUGAAGUUCAACACCAACACGGAUCCGAAUCAGAACGAAACCGAUGUGUCUGUCUGCACUCUCCAGUUUACACUCCCUGAGAAAAUGGACCCUCCGGUCCUGAUGUACUACACUCUCACCAACUUCUAUCAAAAUCACCGCCGCUACGUCAGCAGUUUCUACGACAAACAACUCAAGGGAGACAAAGUGGACGUCAACGCUGUCCGUUCCUCGCCAUGCACACCAUUGACGGUUGAUUCCAACGACAAGGCGUACUACCCCUGUGGACUGAUCGCGAACUCGAUGUUCAAUGACACCAUUUCCGAGCCGGUUCUGCUCAACUCGAACUCGGCUGAGGCGAAGAAUGGUUCGGAAGUCUACAAAAUGGCCAACAACUCAAACAUCGCUUGGCCCUCUGAUGCAGACUUGUAUGGAAGGUUCCCGUCCGAUAUGAACAUUGAUGAUGUCGUCCCUCCUCCAAACUGGAGGAAGCAGUAUGGCGACAAGUACACCAAGGAAACUGUGCCAGAUUUGAAAACAUGGCAAGCUUUUCAGGUAUGGAUGAGGACUGCAGGUUUGCCUAACUUUAGCAAGCUGUACCGCCGGAACGAUUCCGCACCAAUGCGAGAGGGAACCUAUCAGGUUGAGAUUGAGAGUCAUUGGCCUGCCGAUGCUUACCGCGGCACCAAAUCGCUUUUGAUCACGACGAGGACCGUUAUUGGCGGCAGGAAUCCGUUUUUGGGCAUUGCUUACAUCGUCGUCGGCGGCAUCUGCAUCAUACUUGGUGUCAUCUUUACUGCCACUCACUUGAUCAAACCGAGAAAAUUGGGCGACCACACCUAUCUUUCAUGGAACAACGCUCCGGCACCGAAGAGGGGUGCCGCCGGAGCGCCGCCCAGCACGGCACAGGCAUCAGGACGCGAUUACGGGGGAAGGGCCGAGGCAUAG
Messenger RNA from Pyricularia pennisetigena, 1314 nucleotides. RefSeq lists its product as uncharacterized. The record is from RefSeq and is a predicted model, not a curated record. Gene Ontology annotation, cellular component: plasma membrane; endoplasmic reticulum; Golgi apparatus. The transcript has 6 exons. Bases 1 to 1314 code for a protein of 437 amino acids. NCBI's taxonomy places the organism in Eukaryota, Fungi, Ascomycota, Sordariomycetes, Magnaporthales, Pyriculariaceae.